Bursaphelenchus xylophilus (pine wood nematode) is the source of this 661-nucleotide messenger RNA. The record is from the annotation of a GenBank genome assembly. Lineage: Eukaryota; Metazoa; Nematoda; Chromadorea; Rhabditida; Aphelenchoididae.
AUGAGGAGGCGCCGGGGAGGAGGAACCGAGGGCGGACAAUAUGCUGCGAGCUUAAUGAUACGUAAAGGUUGGGCCGGACCCCCCGGGGGAGCAAUUUCUGGACGAUUGCUCGCUGAAUGCGAUCGCUUGGCCGGUGCAAAGGCGGGCCACUUAAGGGACAUGGUUUACAACGGCAAGAUUAUGGGAAUUGAAUUGGUAAGUGAAUUUUGCACACCGUCGGCCAAGAAAAAUCAGAUGGCCAUUUUUGCAGGCACUGCGGCCGGUGCGGGGAAAGAAGCGAAAGAAGGGGAAAAGGGAAGGGGUACUGUAAUUCUUGAAAAUAUUAUGUGAUUUGUCGGGGAUAUUUUCACCGGGGCACGGCGCUCUACAUGUCCUAACUGUACCGGCACCAGAACUAUUUUGGGGAAUUUUAAUUUGGAAGAAACUGAUCGCUUUUUUCUUGGCGGGUUAAUUAAUCAAUACUUUCUAAAUUCAGGCCCCGGAGGACCCCCGAGGUUCUGAUGUGGGAGGAGGCGGCUUCAGCCUCCCCCUCAGUGCCCUCGAUGAGAUCUUCCGGGAUCUCGAGGUCUCCCCCAGCCUGGAGGUGGUUGGGGGAAAUCUUGAGGGGUCAGGGCCUGGGGUGGCGGUGGAGUCCCCAAGAACGACCUGGCCCUCCUGGUGA